Triticum turgidum subsp. durum (durum wheat) is the source of this 2049-nucleotide messenger RNA. The record is from the annotation of a GenBank genome assembly. NCBI's taxonomy places the organism in Eukaryota, Viridiplantae, Streptophyta, Magnoliopsida, Poales, Poaceae.
AUGGCGGCCAUGGGCGACGACCUGCGGCUGGACCUCGACAAGCUCCCCAUCAAGCGCCUCGAGGCCAUCGACGAGGCCGGCAACGAGCACUACCCGCCGGACGGCAGCAGCGAGGAGCAGAGGCUGGCGGCGCGCGUCGACUUCUCCUGGGUCGUCGAGCGGGACGCCAAGAAGGCCAAGAAGGCGGCGGCCGAGGACGUCGCCCACAAGGCCUGGCCAUGGCAGGGCCUCCACGAGAGCCUGCAGCUGGCGCAGCAGGAGCUCACCGUCGUCCUCGAUCUCAUCUCCACGGUCGAGGCGAACGAUACUGUGGCCUUCGCGGCCAUCUCCAAACCCAAGCCGCUAGUGGACGAAGUCCUCGUCGACAUGGCCCUCUCCGCCGCCACCAAGCUCCAGCGCCUUCGGCAUCUGGGACGGUACUUCAAGCAAUCGGCCAAAACGAUGGAGCAGCAGUUCCAGAAGGAGGCUAAGUUCUACGGCUCAUUGAUCAGGUUGCAACAGAACUGGAAAGUUAAGAGGCAGCGUGGGAAUGCUCCAGGAAGUAACAGCUUCAUGUUUGAUGUAGUUGACACUUCUCAGUUGGACACAGAAGUGAUGCCCCGAUUGUCAUCAUUGUCUUUCGUUCCAAUCGAUCAGGACUCAUCGGGUACUUUGUCUGUACAAGUCCCACAAAAGUCGUGCCGUUUCUUGAGCCUUCAGUUUCGUGGGGACAGUGCCAGCGGUGUGGAAAGCUACACUUGCAAAACGAAAGGUGUCUCAAGCACCACUUCUUCUGCAGCGGAAGAUGAUGCCUCAGAGAAUGAUGAUGUCAAUAAGUCUGUCAAACAAGCGCAUUCCAUUCUUCGCAAUAUCCACAAGUCAAUAUUUGAGGAGCAGGUAUUUGAUAUGAUGAUCCGUGAGACAUUUGUCCAAACUCAAGGCGUCAACGUAACUGGAAUGCGCGAGGAUUUUCUCCAAUUAGCCAUUGGCCAGGAAAACUUGUUGUGCCUUUCGCUUGCGAAUUCUGGACAGGACAGUGACUCGGAAAUGGCAGGCCAUGAAGAGCACACUAAUUCAGAGGCGAAUCUUGUGUUAGCCACCACCAAUGGGAAGCAGGAGCCUUUAAAAAGCAACCCCUCAGGGUUUCUUAACCCGAAAAGUCUGGAGAUUUACCUGCUACAUAUGUUCCAUGACAACAUUCUUAAGAAAGUCAGGGAGAAAUAUCGUAAUAUUGUUCGCUACCAGAGUCCUGCUCACACUGCAGAGCCUGCAGGUGACGAGUGUGGCUCGCUAGGCCAUUUCUGCAUGACAGUUGCUCAUAAAAUAUUUUCAAAUAAAGUGCAGCUGGAGCUGGAGUGUGUGGUUAGCAGGGUUCCGUAUCUCCAUCUGCAGUCCCUUCCUACAUGGCAUUCCCGAACUUCUUCCUGGUCUAUCUGCCUAAGCGUCCCGCAGCCUAUUUUGGCUGCUGACCGGCUCAUGAAGCCUUCGGACAAUGGUGAGCCUGAAUACAAAUCUUCCAGGACACAGUUCAACAUGAAGAUUGUCUUGAAGGAUGGCCAGAUAAGUUUGUUGGGCGAAGGUUCUCCGAGCAUUGCUGGAUCAUUGACCAGGAAGCCCUCGGAUGGGUAUCUGAUAAACAGUUACAGCUGUGACUUGGAGGACCUCCCAACGAUGGUUCUGCAGCAGGUGGCGAGCCAGGUGAUAAACUGGCUCCACGAGGAGGCGCAGGUCCUGGGGGUGAGUGUGACGAGGGACUUUUUAGGCCUCUACUUUGACCUGGACCACGGCGACACGACGCUGGGCCUGGUGGCGCAAGUCGACCCGGACGAUGCUUAUGGGUGCGUGUCGUGGUACCUGACAGUGGACCACCCGGCGGAGGAGGACGGGAAGGUGCCAGCGGUGGACGACCCCUGGGCGGAGAAGUGCAGGUUCCUGGGGUACCUGUCCCUGGAGGUGCUCCACGCCACCCUCAUGGACCUCAUCAACCUGUGUGAUAACCGGCGCCCACCCGCUGAGAUGAUGGUAGAAGUGUGCAGCAGUGCUGGAUUCGUUUCUUACUGUGCGCAUUGA